Molecule: messenger RNA, 6846 nt
Organism: Ixodes scapularis (black-legged tick)
Lineage: Eukaryota; Metazoa; Arthropoda; Arachnida; Ixodida; Ixodidae
Product: F-box only protein 3
Exons: 11
Coding region: 40-1317 (425 amino acids)
Molecular function (GO): protein binding
Source: RefSeq, a predicted model, not a curated record
UAUCCGCGAGGUGGCCACGUUAGGUUUUGGAACAUAAUCAUGGAGGUCGUGGGAUUUCGGAAGAGCUCAAAUGGAAUCAGCUUGGCGGAUAUGCCGUGUGAAAUAUUGGUGAACAUAUGCUCCUAUUUGGACUUCCAUGACCUGAUGCGGUGUAGUCGUGUCAGUAGACGCUUGCGCGACGUCUGUACCCACGACGCUAACUGGAAAGGCCUGUGCAAGAAAUACUGGCUGGAAACCGAGCUGCCUCCUGGUGCAACAUGGCGCAGCCACUUCCGGGCGCUGCAUGGAGACCUGCGGCGCUACGUGCACUGCUACGCCCAGAUGAAGGCGGCCUGGGAGAAGAUUGGCCGUUUCAUGUCCCAGUACUGCCCCGUCAUCGCCCAGUCCAUCAAAGCCGGAACGACGGAAGAAAAGCUGGACGAGGCGGAGCGGAAGCUGGGGGUCCGCUUCCCCGACGACCUUCGAUGCUGCUACCGGAUCCACAACGGACAGCGGCUCGCCUCGCCCGGGCUGAUGGGGAGCAUGAGCAUUCCGUCCCACUACCGGUCCGAGUCCCUGCUGGACAUUGAGACGGCCAUCGCUGGAUUCCAGAGCCGUGAGGGCCUGCAGGGCUGCAUGCCCCUGACCUUCUGCCUGCACUCGGGGCUGACCCAGUUCAUCGCCCUUAAGGACACGGACGGCCACCUGCCCCAGUCGGUCUUCUACCCGUCCCAGGACCUCACCCAGGGCCCCAGGGCACACCCCAUCGACGCCUUCAUCACCGCACGCUCUUUUCUAGAAUGGUUCACGACUUACGCGGACAUGCUGGACAACAAGGAGUUUGUGGUGCUAGACAACCAGCCUUACAGGUUCUUUCACGAGCCGGGGUGCGAGCUCACCACAGACAACAUCACCGUCUCCGUGGCCACCUGCUUUGUGCCCGAACUCAGCAGCAUCAACCCUCCGCACUUCUUCCACACGUAUCGUAUCACCAUGUCCAUGCCGGAGCACGCCCUGGAGAAGGAGAGCUGUCAGCUGGAGUCCCGGCACUGGAUCAUCACAGACGAGAACGGGCUGGAAGAACGCGUGGAUGGUCGAGGAGUCGUGGGGGAGUACCCCGUGAUGUGUCCCGGCGCCUACUUCUCGUGGGUGAGCUGCACCAGUCUGAGCACCACCUACGGCAACAUGAAGGGCCACUUCAUCAUGCGCAACCUCGAAACCGGGGACCUGAGUGAAGUGCACUGCCCGGUGUUCCACAUGAAGUGUCUGCCUUACGUCACGUCAGUGGAGAGGGAGGCGCUCAAGAGGGAGAGGGAAGCCCUCAAGAAGGCACAGUGAAGGCACUCUCCCCUCCGCACCCCCCGUAUUUAUUUCGCCCUCAGGGAGGGAGGCGCAACGGAGGCGGCGACGGCAGCGAAGGAUCCACCAGCUCACGUGCCUCACCAGAACAGAACAUUUGUGAGCCUGGUGUGUGAAACGACGUGCUCGCCACGAGUUUCGUCCACAAAAAAAAGCGGGCGGUAGCGAAGCUCCGAGCGAGCAAAGAUUACAAAGACGCCUCUCUAUGGUCCCCUCGUCCCCGAGUCGACAGUGCUGUGGGAGCCGCAACUGGCACGUGGGUACGAGCAAGAUUGCGAUCGCUUGGCGAAGGAUGGACGUACGGCUCGCCGUCCGCUCGGGGGAGAACGAAGUAUGAGAUAAAGGACUCGCGCAAUAGGUCGCAUUUUUCUAUUCUAGGCAACGGCUUCCGGCAGACUAUAUCGCCGCAGGUUCCGUCUGGGAAGCGCAGCAUUUAAGCGACCCCAAGCCACAGAAACUCUGGACGGUGGUACGGGACUGCUCGAACGGCCAUGAAGUGUGAAGUUUUGUGGAUCCUAAAGGGAGGGGAUUUUUUUACUGGGGUUUUGGCAGAGCCGGUGUGGCGUAGGGUUGGAAAACUCAAAAUCUACAGCUUAAAGGCCGUGGGGUCUAGGGUUGGAAAAGUCGAAAUCCGGAGCUUAAAGGACGUGUGGUCUAGGGUUGGAAAAGUUGAAAUCCGGUGCUUAAAGGCCGUGUGGUCUAGGGUUUUAAAAGUUGAAAUCUGAAGCUUAAAGGCUGUGAUGUCUAGGGUUGGGAAAGUCAAAAUCUAAAGCUUAAAGGCCAUGUGGUCUAGGAUUAGAAAAGUCGAAAUCCAGAGCUUAAAGGCCCGUUCACACAUACACCACAGUGCUGGCUCGGCGCUGUAGGUCACCGCCGCAAACGGCAUCAACACCACAUCGGCAAGAUCGGCACUAGAAACGGCACUGAUCUUGGUGGCAUCGCCGCAACCUUUCACUAUAUUAGUGAUAUGGCACCGCAUCAAUGACGGUCGUGUUCGAGCGUGUAUCGGUGCCGUUCUUGGUGCCAAUUCGGCGAACCGGGCCGUAGCACUCGACCGGCCGUACGGCGAGGAGCGUUGCUCGCUCUAAAGAAAGCUCUGCCCCGCACAGUAGACCUCGAAAGGCUGCUCGCGACGGAGCUCAAAAGGCCGUAAAGUGAUCACCAGCAUUCAAAGAAAGCUUAUCGCAGACUGCGUGAGCGCGAUCAAAUCACACGUUCCCCACGUUGCUGUUUGGAAGGGACGGCAUUGCAGUUGAGAACCUCGCGCGGGCUUUCUUCGUCUCUGGGGCCCGGCUGUUUCGAGCCACUAUGCAAGCUAUGCUCAGCGUACCGACACCCCCCGAUCGUUUUGCAGGUGUCGCCAUUUCGCCGUAUGGUGCGGAACAGCUGCAGUCGGCGGCAUUCGGAAAACGUGACCUCCCGAGCUUUAAACGCGGCAUGGGGAAGCUCGAGCGACGUAAGUUUGCUCUGUUGCGGAUCGUUUUUUACACUUUUAGGGGACGGAAAAGGGUUUCCUUCGAUUUCCGGCGAAGCUUUGGAUAGCUGGCGACGGCGACUGUAAGCGGCGCCCUAGUCGAGAUCCCCCUACGCAGAGGGGUUAGCCCUGAAUUCGAAUGCGGUGGUUGGAGCGUCGCCACUCUGAAGCAUCGCGGUGGCUCUAGCUUCGACUUGAACGGCCGAAUUCUCGCACGGUAUGCGUGAAAACGGUGCAAUAGGAACGUUUACGGCGGCAGCAAUUCGUUUUGGGCAUGCCAUUGCGCACGACUGCACUCGGGUUUUUCUGCACGCACGACGGUAACAUCGCGGCGACAUAGGAGGUCAGUGGGUGCGUCGAGGUUUUCGGCCCGGCUUCUGCCAGAGAUUUUUUAUGUGGUAGAUUGCCCAAGCUUGCACCCAGAAUACCGCAAGGUCCGCGUGCCAUUGCAACGGUUGUGUGCUUUUUGUGGACGUUGGGAAUAAACUAUGAGGGGUUCAAAUGUUUAGUCGUAUCCCGUGGUGCCCACAGAGGUGCUAAACGCAAAAAAAAGAAAUAUACUUUUUUAGGUAUUUGUAUAGGACGUGUAGGUUACAAAAUGAACUCUCCCCCCAAAAAAAUUUAUAUUGUCACGAAUGAACAAAUGAAAGAAAGAAUAACUGGGGAAACUGAAACGUUUAAUGGGGCGAACUUGUGCCCAAAAAUAAAACGAAAAAGAAAGAUAACAACAGAGCGUCGCGGGCGUCGAAGGCGGCGAAGCAGCAGGAUCAAACGCUGAGGCGAAAAACUGAGUCCGGUUCGCCACGCGGCGCCCCUUAUGUACAUGCGUGAGCUUCUGGAACAAUCGGCGUAGAAUGUUCGACGCGUAGAACAUUCGGACCUUGAAUACGCAACAUUAUUCUCGAAUCUACUAGAAAACUAAAUUGCAGGAAUAACAAAAGAUGCGGCGCUCUGUGGGAGGCAGGUGCUCUGUGGGAGGCAGGCGCGAUAACCAUUAGGCCACGCGCGCGCUGCCUACUUGACCAGCUGCGCACGCUGCAAUAUUGUAACAUUUACGUCGCGAGGCACGUUGUGAGUUAUGAGAAAUUCAGUCCUAUCGAGGCACUUAGGAAAACAAACGUACGCUUCCCGUUUUUGUUUCUUUUCUCUUUUCUCUCCUUCACGGGCUCUCCCUCGAGAGGUUGGUCACAUCUUGGUGAACAAACUCUCGGGGGAAUUCGAUCGCCAAACGUGAGCGUGAGGUGUGUAAACAUUGUUUGUGUCCUUUAAGCAGCGAGCAUAUUAGAUCCUUCUUGGGACACUUCUUUCACUCCUUCAUUACCCUCAAAGUUUGGGAGGGGAGGAUGUUAAUAGGAUUACCCUCCGCAGCGAAAAUCAAGGCUCUGCGUCGGCCUUCGAUGCCGCCGUUGCACUCAAUUUGUGAGUGCAGUAAGAAAUUCAUGUGCAGCAGCUUCAGAUUGCUUCCAUGUGUGCGACAUACUGCGCAACACGUUUAUUAAGCAUCCGGCUUUUUUUAUUAAUUAUGUUUACUGCAGCCCAUUUAUAGAAUAUUGUAAUAUGCAUUUACAGUAAGACUUUAUACCUUACGCAAGGUUGUUGGCAUCUGUGUUGGUUUCUAACAGGUUGUGCAGAAAGCAUUUUGCGUGAGAGUUGAUUUUCACCCCUAAUAGGUUUUAACUACGAAGUGGGAAAGCAGAUGUUCUGCCACCUCACUUAAUAGUUGUGCCACGCUUGAAACACAAAUUGGGGCACAAAACAGUUUUAUAUUCUAGCAUGAACCUUAACAUUGAGCAGACAGGGAAAUUAAUGCGAAGGUGUUCGGUAAGAAAUGAUGGAAACAUGAUGUCUUAUUACUUCGAGGUGUUGCUAGCCUGACUAAAUUAAAACGUGACCGCACAUUAGCGUCUGGCAGCAAUAUCUGUUGUAAAGGUCAGUUUUGCUGACUUACUAAAGUUUCAGGAUAACAGCGGGUCAUUUGGCAUUGAGAAGUUGCAACGAAUCACCUUCCACCAUUAUAUACACAAAAAAGUUUAAUAUUUUUUGUGCAAUGUCGCUUGGUGUUGGCUACACGUUAACUGUAAGCCCGCCCAUAUGCUACAAAUGAUUGUGUGAUCUACCAUCACAGGCUCUGCUGCCUCCAAUGGCAGGGGUGGCACUAAGCAUGCCGCUGGCACUGUAAAAGUAACGAAAAAAACUGCGUCGACCAAUUUAUUAAACACAUAGACGAAGUUGCGUCGUAAUAUAUGACCCGUGGUCUUCCUGGAUGAUAACGAAGAGUUCCGCAUUGCUCUCUCGAGAACAAAAAUUGAGCGGAGUUACUUUUUAAUAUGGGCGGUUGGCAUUGCCGCUUUUGCUCUUUGGAAAGACGGCUGCCGGUCUUCAAUAACUGGACGAUUUACUUGUUUCUUUUUUUUUUGUUUUUAUACUUACAACUGAAAAGUGAUACUGCUAAAUUGUGUGCACCAUUUUGAAUAUUGUUUACCGCGCUCACCGGUAUCGACGCAGGCCAAACGUUGUUUCCGUAAGGUUUACCCGUCUCGUGUUUCAAAAUUCCCGUCAUUUUAUUACGAUAUGCCAGAAAUGUGCGACGGUCACGCGAGGACGUUUCCUGCAGAAUCUAAGCGUAAUAAAGUGUGGAUGGGUUCAAAUUUUAGCAGACGAGCAUUCUGUGUAGGCAGCUAUGGCUACCGAGAGCGGCGGCUUUUAUAUUAACGCCACAAAGGUUACGCCUCAAACGUUCUUUCGCGAAUGCUUUGUUUUCAACGCUACGUUGCCCGACGUAUCUAAAUUUAGAAGGUGCACAACGUUUCUGUUCUAGAUCCUUGAGGCCAGUUCGCACGUCUGCAUUCGAAUGUGGCUGAAUGCGCACAGUGGCGCUGUCCUUUAGGUAUGCCCGGAACUCUUCCGAUUUGCGUACAGGUAGACUGAAGGUACUGAAGUACUUGCUCGAUCGAACAUAUCUACGAGAUAUUGGCACUUAUAGCAUUACGAGAAUUAUUCCGAGCCCACGUUGGGUGCGUAAAAGAUUAUGUACGCAGAUCAGAAGGGUUCCACGGUGCUUGACAGAUAACGCCAGCGUUUUUUCUCGUUGCACACCCGCACGGCACUUUUGAUCUUGCUCGAGGUCAGUUGGCACGUAUGUUGCAACGCUAAACCGGCACCAUAAACAGCACUCUGUCACUCAUAUAGUGCAAAUCGGGUGCCAAGGUGGCACCACGUGGUGCACGUGCGAAGGAGCCUUCAGACGCAGAUGUGCGAGACAGCCUCUCCACUGGGGCCAUUUCGGUUCAGCUCUUUGGGUAAGCUUGUCCAAGUGAGUCUGGCCGGGUAUCGAGCGCCCAGUACCUCUAAAACGGCCCAAAACGUUUGGGCGUGAAAAGAAACUCUUCCUAUAUCGGAUUCCUUUCGGCGUCUGCUCGCACCGUCCGACUUUGGGAAGUGUCUAAAGAUGGCCCGGUUUUAAGGGGUAAAAGAAAAGGGGACAGGAGGGGGGCGGAGGGGAUAUUUGGAAACUUUCUCAAGAUCUGCCCGUGUCUCCAGAAGUCUGUUUGGAUGCCAGGAAAUCUGUUGCUUCGUGGGUUUUGCAAAUCAAGGUCCAACGUUUUGCUCUGGACCUCGGAAACUUUGGUGGUCACGAGUCAGAACGUAGCAACGACGGCGAUGCGCGCGUUUACUCUCUCUUUUUGUUGGAACUUCUACGACUAUGGGCCAGGAUUGCAACACCCGACGGCACGGCGCACCGGCUCCUGCGACGCGAUUUGUUGCCACUUUGGGACCACCUUCGAUGCACGGGUGGCGCGAGACUCUAAACACGGCAGUCCAAGACUCGUUACAAGCACCAUAGCGACAUAUUACGAGCCGAAAGGGAACUUGACCGCCUUGCAGGGUUUGUGGAACGUGGCGUAUCGGUGGCGAACGUGACCGGUGGCACGCAGCCCCGUUGCACCUGUUCGACGUGUCUUCCUCAAACAUUGUAACAUACUGCGUAAAAUACUGAGUGGGAGUGUGCGUAUUAAAGUGGCUUUGCAAGGAAA